CAGAACCGGAAGUAGCCGCAGAAGAAGAACGAUGCGGAAGAGCACGUUACGAUUAAACGUAACAUGUUCAUUUAACGUAACGUUAUAUUGCGGUGUGCUCCGAAUAGAAGGGCCGUAUGCUGUAUGUAAAUAUAAGUUCGUGUGCCAGAACAUUUCAGACGCCAGAUAAGAGAAUUUGCUAGCAGGAAAAUGUCAAAAAAAAAACAAAAGCGCAAGAUGUUGUCAUCAAGCGAAGAAGUUUAUAAGCCAUGCAAGGAAGAAGAGGUUGCUAAGAAUUACAAAAGUGAAAAGACGAAGCAAGAUGUAAACAGUCAGGAGAGUCAGGCAGCAAAAUGUGAAAAGUCAACGUGCAAGAAGUCACCAACUUUAAGAAAAGGAAAUGUGAAGCCAUCCAAUGAAGAAGAUGUUACGAAAAAGGACAGAAGUGGAAAGAAGCAAGACGGAAACAGUCGGAAGAGGAGUUGUGGAGCAAAACAAGAAGAGUCUACUUCAAGUACCGCCAAAGAUGUUUCCCGAAGCACCCGCCGCAUAAAAAAACCUGUCUACAGACUAGCAAAAACGCAAACAAAAAACCUGAAACCUGUUGAUCAGCAAGAAGAACGUUCGAAACCAAAAAGUGACAUUUCGGGUAAAGAUGAUACGUUAAGUACAUGUAAGACUGCGGAGAGGAAAUGCUUGAAACUAUCAAUCAAUGCAAGUAGAGUUCCUCAGAGGACAGAGAAGAUACCUGAAGGCACGACAGAUUCCAAAUCUUCCCAGAGUAGCACAUCCACAUUAAAAAAGCAGAAAAUGAGUCCCACUCUGGUUUCUGCUGAACAGAUAGAUCAGAGGCAGGAUGCACUAACGGCAAAAUGCAAGAGAACUGAAAAUAAAAGCAACACGGUUAAGACCAAAGAACCAUACAAGCCCUCCUCUGUCACUCUUUCUUCAUUGGAGAAGAGCAGAGACACUUUUAAGAAAAUGUGCCAGAAGCAUCAAGACAAUAAGGCCCAAAAGAUCCAUACAGAGGCAAAACCCUCACCUGUCUCUACUACAAAGCAUUCCUCCCCUUCAUCCCAGCAGACUACCUCAGUUAGUAGCUCAAAUGUGAUGGUCGGAAAAAUCCCACGGAAGCUCACAUCGAUGUCAUGGAAGCAAGUCGAGUCAACAUCUGUUAAGCAACAAAUAGGAUGUCAUGCUUCAUCUCUGCCUUUUCACUUUAAGAUAUUAAAAAAGGUUCCACAAAGACAAGUAACUAACACCAGUAACAACAAUGGUGAUGGUUCUUCACACGGAAAUCUCAAACAUGGAUCUGAGCCUUCAGACUCCAGGUCACCCAGAAGCAAAGCCGUGCGGGAAACUGUCCAUCAAACUCACGACCCUUUGGAUGUUACACAUAGUUCCUCAUCUGAAGGGAAAGAUAAGGGCUUGUUUUUGUCAGACCAACUUCCAGCUAAGCCUCAAGCCGACCCCGAGCCGUGGGUCAACCAGAUGCUGGUGGUUGAGGAGCUUCACCUCGCCCGCUCCGAGAAGCGAUUGGAGCUGGACAUUAAGCAGAGCUAUGGGGAACUUACCUGUAUGGAAAUAGACCCUCCAGAAGAGGAAGAUGAACGGCCUCCUCUGCAGGACCUCAUCCUUGUUUUGGACACUAAUAUUCUCCUCAGUCACCUGGACUAUGUGAAAAAGAUGCGAUUUCACGGCCUCAGAGCCAUGGGCGUCCCGGUAGUCCUGAUCCCCUGGGUGGUGCUUCAGGAGCUGGAUUCCCUAAAAAGGGGGAGAAGCACGUCCGGUUCUGUGGCGCACCUUGCGAUUCCUGCCAUCUCGUACAUCUACAACUCUUUGAAGAAUCGGGAACCUCACCUGAGGGGGCAGUCUAUGCAGCAGGCCUCUGAGAGCAGCAAUGGUCUUAAUGCUGAGAAUAAUGAUGACAGGGUGCUGCAAUGCUGCCUGCAGUACCAGAGUCUGCACCCAGAGUGUGCUGUCAUUCUAUGCACUAAUGAUAAGAACCUAUGCAGUAAGGCCCUACUGAGUGGAGUGAAUGCCCUCAGCAUGAAUGAUUUGGAGGCAGCGAACAAAAAGUCAGGCCAUGGCUUUCAUCCUCUGCAAAACAUUAAUACUCCAAUCAUGCCCUGCGCCAACCCUCACCUCCCAUCACGAACGCAGAGCAGUAGCUCGACACCAGCGCAGCCACACACUCGAGAGAGAACCGGCUGGUCUGUGGAAGAGAAAGAUUACAAGCCACUGAGCACAAGAGAAGAGGAAGAGAAGAGAAAAUGGAACCCCAGAAGCAUUUGUGACUUAGAGGACUGCCUGCGAGAGGUGCUGUCCGAUGUGUUGGAGGUGGAGAUGAAGGCCGCCUUCGACGACCUCUGGCUAGAGAUAGUUUACUUAAAACCCCCCUGGAGCCUUCAAGAUGUCUUGCAGUGUUUGAAAAAGCACUGGAUUGCUGUCUUUGGGCAAUUUGUCCCACGGGAGAAGUUUCAAACUGUUUUAAACCUCAUUGAAUUCUUCAACUCAGCUGGGACAGCAGACUGUAGCGCCGCAUCCGCAGCCCUCCGAGAAGCAAAGGAGCUCGUGACAGUAUUUGGGAAAAGUUCAACACUUGUUCCCAGUGCCAUCUCAAAAAUGGAAAACAUUUACAACAACCUCCCAGCUCAGUGGGAACCUCCUGCCUGUGACAUUCUCAUGAAUGAUCAUGAAGAAGAAAAGUCUGCUCAGGUCUCUCACCAGGAAGUGUGGUCCCUGUUUGAGAACAUCUGGUCUUAUGUGUUUCAAAUGAGCUUGGAAGUGUUCAAAGCUCUGGGCUUUGACCCUCACACCAUGCGGGGGCCGCCACCGGUCGGAGGUCCUCCGCCACCGCAGGACGCCGUGGUCUGUUUGCACAAGCUGUCCUCCAUGGUCUCACAGCUGCUCCAGGCCUUCAGCAGGGUAUUGUCAUCAGCCCCUGGUUUGGAGGAAGUUUCGGCCCUGCUCUGCCUCAUCCGCUCUAACGAGAUGGUUGUCCUGGAUUCCAAAUUGACAGCAAAAGACCUUCUUGAUUGUUUCUCACAACAAGACUACAGGGCGAAGCUGAGCGUUGGAGGGAACCAGUUAGUGGGGCUUAAAGAGGCCCUGGAUUGUUGUAUUGGAACCACGGGACGACACGUCACCUUCACCACAUCACCGCCCUGAUUGGACCAGAACCUGGGAGACAGCUGCCAAAGAGAUGAGCUGAAUAAACUCGUAUGUUUUACCUCAAAGACUGUUAUAAUAAAUUGUUUACAUAUUUGUUAAUAACAUGUACAAAAUGUACAAUUUAAAUCAAGAACAGAUGAGUCCUGCUUUCAAUGGCCUCCAAAAGUCUUUCAGCUACUUUACGGGUUCCAUCAUAUUCAGCCAAAUCACAGGAGAGCAGGGAUUGAAGGUCAUUAAGUCUAAAAAUAAUUUCCUACACAUAUAUUGGUUUAUCUUUUUAAAAGUUAUAACUUUUUUUAUUAACCGUUUGUUGCUUAUAUGUGUAAACAUAGAAUCUGAUCUAUUUAUGUUUUGAUUUUUUUUUCAAAAUGUGUGACAAUGGACAAAGUUUUAGCUUUAGCCGUCGGCUCACUGAUCCCAUUAUAUACGAUUUCUCAUCUUCAGCGUAAGCUUCUGCUCAAAAGAAUAAUACGUAAAUACUAGGGCCGGGACUUUAGCGUGUUAAUUAUGAUUAAUUAAUUACAAUGUGAAUUAAGAUUCAUUAAUUACACAAAAAAUAACACAUUUUUUACGCAUUCUUACACUUAUUUUUUGCACCGCGGAACGUUUCUCACUGGAUGAGUUUCGGAAGGACCGAUUAUACUGGAGCACCAACUAGCGUUCAUGACUUCAGACAACAACAAACCACAGUGAACAUGAACGAAGAAGCUGACGAGACCGUGUCGGGUGGCCCCGUGAAUGGGAAAUCUUCUUAUAAUAAACACACGGAUGGAAGCGUCGAUAAGAGCGUGGUUGUGUGCAAGCUGUGCAACAAGGAAUUCACAUCGAGCCUCAAGUAUCACCUCAACGCAACACAAUUAGCAGCUAGCGUGGACGUACAAGGACCCACACCCAACCCACACUGCACCAGAUGACUGGUUUAAGGACCAGGGUAACUAAGUCCACGUCUGACAAAAUAACCAAUGUUCUGAAUGUACUUGAAAGUAUUGGUCUACUUAAAAAAAAACAUAGUUUACAGAAGGUCUACUUACCUAUAGGCUACCUGAAUUUCUGAAAGUACUAUAUUUCUAAAUAUGCCAUCUCUACACUGGAAUUGGUUGAACAAAAAUAAAAAUCCAUGUGAAAAAAAUUACUUCUCACUGUUCUCAGGUCAAAUAUUUAUGAAAUUAAAAUGCGAUUCAUUUUGAUUAAUUAAUUACAAAGCCUCUAAUUAAUUAGAUAUUUUUAAUUGAGUCCC
Molecule: messenger RNA, 4390 nt
Organism: Pungitius pungitius (ninespine stickleback)
Lineage: Eukaryota; Metazoa; Chordata; Actinopteri; Perciformes; Gasterosteidae
Gene: swt1
Product: SWT1 RNA endoribonuclease homolog
Exons: 19
Coding region: 190-3150 (986 amino acids)
Cellular component (GO): nucleus
Source: RefSeq, a predicted model, not a curated record